UUUUUACCUCUUUCGCUUUCCAUUUUUUUAUUUCUUAUGCUUUUAUUGUGGCAUUUAUAUAAUAAAAUUUAUAUAAAUAUUUGUUUUAACUGAAUUUGCAUUUUUUUAAGGAUAACUGAAUUAGCAUUUUGGAUGUUAAAAAAAAACAUGAGAUUUUUCCCAUAAGAAAGGACACAAUAAAAUUGAAAGAAGGAAAUAUUAUUUGAAGGGGGCAAGGCAAAUAGAAGAGAACAAAGAGGAUGAAAUUAACCUCCUCUAUUCUUAUUCUUAUUGUGCCUCCUUUCAGAUCUUAGUUUUUUUUUUCUUUGCAAGAUUUGGCACUUGGGUUUGCUUGGAUUGGUGAAGUUAAAAAUUCUGGGUUGGUCGGUUUAUUGAACGCCGAAGGAUCUGUUUGGUUUUAGUUUUGAAUCAGAGAGAAAAUUUGCGUUGUGGAUCGGAUUGCGAUUUUGUUGUUAAAUUAAAGAGAAAGAUGUCUGAGAAUGGUAAGCUAUUUAUUGGUGGAAUAUCUUGGGACACCAAUGAAGAGCGUCUCAAGGAGUAUUUCAGUAGUUUUGGUGAAGUUGUAGAAGCAGUGAUCAUGAAGGAUCGAACCACAGGGCGUGCUCGAGGUUUCGGUUUCAUUGUUUUCUCUGACCCAGCUGUUGCUGAGAAAGUCAUCAAGGAGAAACACAACAUUGAUGGCAGGAUGGUUGAGGCAAAAAAGGCUGUUCCUAGGGAUGACCAGAACAUAAUGAGUAGAAGCACUAGUAGCAUCCACAGUUCACCUGGUCCUGGACGCACAAGAAAGAUUUUUGUUGGAGGUUUAGCAUCUACAGUCACAGAGAGUGACUUUAAGAAGUAUUUUGAUCAGUUUGGGAAAAUCACAGAUGUUGUAGUGAUGUAUGAUCACAACACUCAAAGGCCUAGGGGUUUUGGAUUCAUCACUUACGAUUCAGAAGAGGCAGUCGACAAAGUGUUGCUAAAAAAUUUCCAUGAACUGAAUGGUAAAAUGGUCGAGGUUAAACGAGCAGUUCCCAAAGAGUUGUCGCCUGGCCCUACUCGUAGCCCCCUUGGUGUAUAUAACUAUGGUCUGAAUAGGAGCAACAGCUUUCUUAAUGGCUACACUCAGGGAUAUACCCCUAGCAACCUUGGAGGAUAUGGACUUAGGAUGGAUGGUAGAUUCAGUCCAGUUGCAGCAGGUCGAACUGGGUUUCCUCCUUUUGGUUCUGGUUAUGGAAUGGGAAUGAACUUUGAGCCAGGAUUGAACCCAGGUUUUGGAAACAGUACAAAUUUUAAUAACUAUGGACGGGGAUUGAGCCCUUACUAUAUUGGAAAUACAAAUAGGUUUGGUAGUCCGAUUGGGUAUGAUGGAAGUAAUGGAGGUGGAGGUAAUACUUCCUUUUUCAGCUCGGUGACCCGGAAUCUUUGGGGAAAUGGAGGGCUUAAUUAUAAUGCAAAUGCUGCUAGUUCCAGUGCCUAUGCAGGCUCUGGAAGUGGGAGUAUAGGAACAAGUGCUUUUGGAAAUAGUGGAAUUAACUGGAGUUCUUCUCAGAUUUCCAGUCAAGGUGGAAGGAAUAAUGUUUCUGGCAAUAAUGUUAAUUUCAGUUAUGGAAGUGGUGAUAACAGCUUUGGGUUGGGGACAGCAGGGCAUGAGAGAAACACUGGGACCAAUGUAGUGCUGACAUCAUCAUAUGCAGCAUCAAAUGGCAGUUAUGAUGGAGCCUUUGCAGACUUUUAUGGUGGUGCUUCAUUUUACAGGGAUACCACUUGGCCAUCAUCAACAUCUGAGCAUGAUGGUUCUGGUUCCUUUGGCUAUGGACUUGGUAGUGCCACUUCUGAUGUUCCUGGUAAAAGUUCUCCUGGUUAUGUCGGCAGUUAUAGUGUUAAUAAGGGACAAUCAAAUAGAGGUAAGAAUUCGUACUUGGCAUUUUCAUAGUGUUAUUUAUGUUAAUGGGAGUUUAGUGGCACAAACUCUGAUAGGUUAUUUCUUUGGACUAAGUCUUAUGUAGCAUUCCUCUUAGUAAUAUAAUCUUUCUUUUGUUAAUAGCU
Gossypium raimondii (Peruvian cotton) is the source of this 2028-nucleotide messenger RNA. Its product is annotated as heterogeneous nuclear ribonucleoprotein 1. The transcript has 4 exons. Gene Ontology annotation, molecular function: RNA binding. The coding region runs from base 470 to 1915 and encodes 481 amino acids. NCBI's taxonomy places the organism in Eukaryota, Viridiplantae, Streptophyta, Magnoliopsida, Malvales, Malvaceae. The record is from RefSeq and is a predicted model, not a curated record.